Messenger RNA from Neomonachus schauinslandi (Hawaiian monk seal), 1303 nucleotides. RefSeq names its product distal-less homeobox 2 (gene DLX2). NCBI's taxonomy places the organism in Eukaryota, Metazoa, Chordata, Mammalia, Carnivora, Phocidae. The record is from RefSeq and is a predicted model, not a curated record. The transcript is spliced from 3 exons. Bases 59 to 1051 code for a protein of 330 amino acids. Gene Ontology annotation, biological process: cell differentiation; embryo development; negative regulation of transcription by RNA polymerase II. Gene Ontology annotation, molecular function: RNA polymerase II cis-regulatory region sequence-specific DNA binding; DNA-binding transcription factor activity, RNA polymerase II-specific.
GGCGCCUCGCUUCCCCCCUCGCGCCCGCCACCUCUGCUCUUUCCCGUCCCGGGCCAGGAUGACUGGAGUCUUUGACAAUCUGGUGGCUGAUAUGCACUCAACCCAGAUCACGGCCUCCAGCACGUACCACCAGCACCAGCAGCCCCCAAGCGGCGGCGGCGCUGGCCCCGGCGGCAGCAACAGCAGCAGCCUCCACAAGCCCCAGGAGUCGCCCACACUCCCGGUAUCCACAGCUACCGACAGCAGCUACUACACCAACCAGCAGCACCCGGCCGGCGGCGGCGGCAGUGGGGGCUCGCCCUACGCGCACAUGGGUUCCUACCAGUACCACGCCAGCGGCCUCAACAACGUCCCUUAUUCGGCCAAGAGCGGCUACGACCUGGGCUACACCGCCGCCUACACCUCCUACGCACCCUACGGGACCAGUUCUUCCCCGGCCAACAACGAACCUGAGAAAGAGGACCUCGAGCCUGAAAUCCGGAUAGUGAAUGGGAAGCCAAAGAAAGUCCGGAAACCCCGCACCAUCUACUCCAGUUUCCAGCUGGCGGCUCUUCAGAGGCGUUUCCAAAAGACUCAAUACCUGGCACUCCCCGAGCGAGCGGAGCUGGCGGCGUCUCUGGGCCUCACCCAGACUCAGGUCAAAAUCUGGUUCCAGAACCGCCGGUCCAAGUUCAAGAAGAUGUGGAAAAGCGGUGAGAUCCCUUCGGAACAGCACCCUGGGGCCAGCACCUCGUCACCUUGCGCUUCGCCGCCGGUGUCGGCGCCGGCCUCCUGGGACUUCAGCGCGCAGCAGCGGAUGGGGAGCGGCGGCGGCCCGGGCAGCGGCGGCAGCGGCGCGGGCAGCUCGGGCUCCAGCCCGAGCAGCGCGGCCUCGGCUUUCCUCGGCAACUACCCGUGGUACCACCAGGCCUCGGGCCCUGCCUCACACCUGCAGGCCGCCGCGCCGCUGCUGCACCCAACGCAGACCCCGCAGCCGCACCACCAUCACCACCACCACCACCACCACCACGGCGGCGGGGGCGCCCCGGUGAGCGCGGGGACGAUUUUCUAACCCGAGGGAGACUGCGCCAGAGACUGAGAGAGCAGAGACCGGUGAUCCUCAGUGCUCGCCCCAAGAGCCAGAGGGUCCCUCCAGCUGGCCCGCGGACGCCUCCCAACUUCAGGGAGGAGCGGCCCGGGAUGGCCUGCCACGGGCCCUGCUCCCUAGCGCGGCCACCGAGCGGCCGGGAACUGGAAGGUUCUUCGAGGCCCCCGGCAAGGCCUGCCGCCUUGGCCGCCUUUCCGACCUGAGCCCCGCCUCGGA